Oncorhynchus nerka (sockeye salmon) is the source of this 9170-nucleotide messenger RNA. RefSeq names its product diaphanous-related formin 2 (gene diaph2). Gene Ontology annotation, cellular component: actin filament. Gene Ontology annotation, biological process: actin filament polymerization; actin cytoskeleton organization. Gene Ontology annotation, molecular function: actin binding; small GTPase binding. NCBI's taxonomy places the organism in Eukaryota, Metazoa, Chordata, Actinopteri, Salmoniformes, Salmonidae. The record is from RefSeq and is a predicted model, not a curated record. The coding region runs from base 427 to 3774 and encodes 1115 amino acids. The transcript is spliced from 29 exons.
CAAAAAUGUAUGUCGCAACUGCAGAUUCCCCCUUUAAGUGUCUAAAGUGAAUUAGAAUUUUGUUUGUUUAGGGGUUUUGUUACUAAAAAGGAGGAAGUUAGCCAACAGGUGAUCCACUAAAAUAACAAUGGGAAGUAAAUAGAAGUAAAUAGUUGGUGUGAGUCAUUGUGUAACUAUUAUCCACAUUUUUCUUCACUGUUCUUAGUAGGGAGGGAUAUCAAUUAUCCUAGACUUGGUUAGUUGGACAAUACUUACCUCCACUUCCACACAUACAUUGUUACUGUAUAUUACAGCAACGAUUUAUGGACCUGCACGAGCCAAACGGGCCUUACUGCUUGGUGUCAUUCAUAGGUGUGGCUGAUCGUGUGUGUCCAUCUGUUACUGUGUAUUGGUUGUUUAGGAUAUUCUCACACACACUAUUUUCAAAUGGAUCUUAUUGUUCACAUUGUGCCUUCCCUUCAACAGAACGUACACAUAAGAACAUUGGCUGACGACAUGCGUGACCGGAUCACCAGUUUUCGGAAGACUGGGAAUAAAAAGGACAAGCCCCUGAUACAGCACUCCACAGACCCCCUGUCCACUCAGGUAGAGAUGCCCAUGCCCCAGCCCCUCUUCGACGACCGCUCCAUGAACCUCUCCGAGAAGGAGAUCAACGACCUCUUUGAGAAGAUGAUGGAGGACAUGAACCUGAAUGAGGAGCGUAAAGCCCCCCUGCGUGGGAAGGACCUGAGCACCAAGAGAGAGAUGGUUGUACAGUACAUCUCUGCCACAGCCAAAUCUAUCACCGGAAGCAAAGUCACGGGAGGACUGAGGAACAGCAAGCAUGAGUGUACACUGUCAUCACAAGAGUAUGUCCACGAGCUGCGCUCUGGCAUCAGUGAGGACAAGCUGCUCAUCUGCCUGGAGUCCCUUCGUGUCUCUCUCACCAGUAACCCUGUCAGCUGGGUGAACAACUUUGGCCAUGAAGGACUAGGCCUCCUCUUGGAUGCAUUGGAUAAGUUGCUGGAUAAGAAACAGCCAGAAAGUAUAGACAAAAGGAACCAGCACAAGCUGAUCCAGUGUCUCAAGGCCUUCAUGAACAAUAAGUAUGGACUGCAAAGGAUUCUGGGAGAUGAGCGAAGCUUGCAUCUCCUGGCCAGGGCCAUUGACCCAAAACAGACCAGUAUGAUGACAGAGAUCGUCAAGAUCCUCUCAGCUAUCUGUAUCAUUGGAGAGGAAAACAUCCUGGAUAAGAUCCUGGCUGCCAUGACGAUUGCAGCGGAGAGGAAUAACAAGGAGAGAUUUGCUCCGAUAGUGGAGGGACUGGAAAAUCACGAGGCCCAACAGCUCCAGGUGGCCUGCAUGCAGCUGAUCAACGCUCUGGUCACCUCUCCGGACGAUCUGGACUUCAGGAUACAUCUGCGCAACGAGUUCCUCCGCUGUGGCCUCAAGAAGAUCCUACCGGAGCUGAAAGAGACUGAGGAGCUGGACAUCCAACUGAAGGUGUUCAAUGAGAACAAGGAGGAGGACUCCAUUGAGCUCUCCCAUCGCCUCGAUGACAUCCGCGCCGAGAUGGAUGAUAUGGGUGAGGUGUACCAUCUCCUAUCCAACAUGGUGAAAGACACCGGGUCGGAGACCUACUUCCUGUCCAUCCUACAGCACCUCCUGCUCAUCAGGAACGACUACUACAUCAGGCCCCAGUACUACAAGGUGAUAGAGGAAUGUGUGUCUCAGGUGGUUCUCCAUCGCAGCGGGAUGGACCCAGACUUCGGGUACAGAGAGAGACUGGAUGUAGACUUCACCCACCUCAUUGAUCAGUGCGUGGAUAAAGCCAAAGUGGAUGAGAGCGAACUGAAGGCUGCUGAGUUCUCCAAAAAGUUCGAUGAAGAGUUCAGCGCCCGGCAGGAGGCCCAGGCCGAGUCCCAGAAGAAAGAGGAGAAAAUCAAAGAGCUGGAAGGGCAGAUCUGCAAUCUGAAGACCCAGUUAGCUAGCGAGGCAAACAAGCUCAAAGAGGCUCAGAAAGUCAUCAGUGAAGCUGAGUGCCAGGUGCAGAUUGCAGCCGGACCAGCGGCGGCCGGGACAGGAGUCCCUCCUCCAGCCCUACCGGGGGGAUUGGCACCCCCUCCUCCGCCGCCUCCUGGCAUGGCCAGCAUGCCCCCUCCGCCUCCACCCCCGCCACCUCCAGGUGUAGGGCCACCCCCACCACCCCCUCCCCCCGGUUGUGGUCCACCACCUCCCCCACCCUUCCCCGGGGCUCCAGGUAUCCCUCCGCCUCCUAUGAUGGCCAUACCUGUCAUCAAGCUGCCUUAUGGACUGGAGGCCAAGAAGACCUACAAGCCUGAGGUCGUCAUGAAGAGGGUCAACUGGUCCAAGAUAGUGCCUCAGGAAAUGGCGGAGAAUUGCUUCUGGAUCAAAGUCAAAGAGGAGAAGUUUGAAAAUCAAGAAUUCUUUGAACAGCUCUCCCUCAGCUUUUCCUCCAGGACCAAAGUGAAAAAUGAGGUGGAUGAGACAGACGCCAGGGUGACGCAAUUCAAGAAAAAGGCGAAGGAGCUGCGAAUCUUGGACGCAAAGACGGCACAGAAUUUGUCAAUUUUCCUGGGCUCAUUCCGGCUGCCUUAUGAAGAGAUCCGGGACAUUGUGCUGGAGGUGGACGAGGGGAGGCUGAGCGAAUCACUGAUCCAGAACCUGAUAAAGAACCUACCAGAGCAGAAGGAGCUGAGCGCUCUGGCAGAACUGAAGAAUGAGUACGAGGACCUAUGUGAGCCUGAACAGUUUGGCAUUGUGAUGAGCUCUGUGAAGCUGCUGCGCUCACGCCUCAACGGAAUCCUUUUCAAGCUGACCUUCGAGGAGCAGGUGAACAACAUCCGUCCGGACAUCAUGAAUGUGACGUUCGCCUGCGAGGAGGUGAAGAAGAGUGACAGCUUCAGCAAGCUGCUGGAGAUGGUGUUGCUGGUUGGCAACUACAUGAACGCUGGCUCCCGGAAUGCCCAGACAUUUGGCUUCAACAUCAGCUUCCUCUGCAAGCUUCGAGACACUAAGUCGGCCGACCAAAACACAACGCUGCUCCACUUCCUGGCUGAGAAGUGUGAAGCGAAGUACCCGGAGAUCCUGAGGUUCCCUGAAGAGCUGCAGCAUGUGGAGAGUGCUAGCAAAGUUUCUGCCGAGAUACUGAAGAGCAGUCUCAGCACCAUGGAGCGACACAUCCAGAGGCUAGAAAAUGACAUUGAGAACUUCCCCAAGACGGACGACGAAAAGGAUAAGUUUGUGGAAAAAUUGUCCGGCUUCUCAAAACAUUCACGGGAGCAAUAUGAGAAGCUGUCCACCAUGCACAAGAACAUGCAGAAGUUAUACGAGAGCCUGGGCAGCUACUACGCCUUCGACCCCCACGUCCUCUGCGUCGAGGACUUCUUCGGUGACCUGGCCUCCUUCCGUACCCUCUUCGUGGAAGCAGUGAAGGACAACCACAAGAAGAGGGAGAUGGAGGAGAAGAUCAAGAGAGCCCGACUAGCCAAGGAGAAAGCGGAGCGCGAGAAGCAGGAGCGCCAGCAGAAGAAGAAGCAGCUGAUUGACAUGAACAAAGAGGGAGGAGAGAAUGAAACAGGUGUGAUGGACAGUCUAAUGGAAGCCCUGCAGUCCGGAGCCGCCUUCCGCGACCGCCGAAAACGAACCCCGCGCAACGGUGAUCAAAGUCCAUGCAGUCCUGUCUCUCGGUGGCCGGGUGCUAACCAUGACACCCGCCGCCCGGUCCUGGAAAGGUCUCGGUCGCGCCACAAUGGAAACCCCCAGGCUCGAUGAUGGCCCGCGCCUACCAGAAGACGUUAGAUAAGUGCCAAAGAGGCCUGCGAGGAGAAUCUGAGGACGUCUAGUAGGAGGGAUGGACCCCAGCUGCGUGGCACACACACACACACGCACACGCACACACACACACACUGCCAGGUCUUGAAUAAAACAAAAGGCCCCUAAAGAACCUAAGAGUAACUGAGAAAACAAGAACAGGACAUCAUCACACAGGAUAUUCAAUAGUCAUACUGUUGGUCUGACUGCCUUACAUAUUUAUUAUCUACUUUGUCAUGGCUUUGCCUGUACAUGACUGUCUAAAGCUUUGGUUGUUUUGGGGAGAGAAAAAAAACUGUACUUGGUUGCUCAAAUUGUCAUAUAGGCUCACAGAACUUCACUAUAUCUGUCAGACAACCCAACCCUCCUAAAAACUGCCACACCUGUCCUCUCAUCUCUGGUCAUGUACUUCCGAAUGGAUGCAGUGAGAACAGACAUCUCUCCAGUGAGGACUGACCUCUAGUGUAUUCUGACUAACCACAUCUAACAAAGCUUUCUUUCUCUAUUCCGCUUUUAUUCAACACAUACAGCAAUUAACUCUGGCGUGAACAGUGAAUUGGUGUGAACCCCUUUAUUUGUGAAAGAGUAUUUUCCCCCGAAUUAAUCCGAUAAUAUUAUGCAUAAUAUGUCUCACAACAAGGAUACAGAACUGUAAAUAUGCAUCAGUGAUCUUUAGAGUAUAUGACUGAAUUCUCCAUAUGUUGUGGUAGAGAAAGCAUCAUAUUCAUUGUUUUUUGUUUUUCUCCCAGAGAUGUCAAAUUCCUUAGUGUGCUAAACAUGUUUUUAGAUAUUUUUGCACAUGUAUUGAAAAUGAAAUGCAGAUAUCUAAUUUACAUAAGUAUUCACACCCCUGAGUCAAUACAUGUUACACCUUACAACUGAGUCUUUCUGGGUAAGUCUUUAAGAGCUUUGCACACCUGGAUUGUACAAUAUUUGCACAUCAUUCUCAAAACAAUUAUUUAAGCUCUGUCAUGUUGGUUGUUGAUCAUUGCUAGACAGCCAUUUUCAAGUCUUGCCAUACAUUUUCAAGCUGAUUUAAGUCAAAACUGUAACUAGGCCACUCAGAUAAUUGAGCACAGAUAACUCAUGUGUCGAGGUUUGGAUUGAUUUGAGCCAUGUUUUCAAUUUAAAUGUAAAAAAUACAAUAAUCAAUGCAGUUGACAAAUUGAAUCAGGUGUGCUUGUCCAGGGUUACAAUAAAAAGUGUACUGUUGGGGGUACUGGAGGACCAGGUUUUGGAAACACUGCCCUAGUUCUUGCCAAUGACAAGCAUAGCCAUAACAUGAUGCAGCCACCACCAUGCUUGAAAAUAUGAAGAGUGAUACACAUUGAGUGCCACAAACAUAAUGCUUUCUAUUCAGGACAUAAAGUUAAUUUCUUUGCCAUAUUUUGUUGCAGUUUUAAUUUAGUGCCUUAUUGCAAACAGGAUGCAUUUUGGAAUAUUUUUAUUCUGUACAGGCUUUCUUCUUUUCACUCUGUCGUUUAGGUUAGUAUUGUGGAGUAACUACAGUGUUCUUGAUCCAUCCUCAGUUUUCUCCUAUCACAGCUAUUCAACUCUGGAACAGUUUAAAAUUCACCAAUGGCCUCAUGGUGAAAUCCCUCAGCGAUUUCCUUCCUCUCUGGCAACUGAGUUAGGAACUGAGUUUUUUUUACCCAUCUACCAAUAGGUGCCCUUCUUUGCGAGGCAUUGGAAGACAUCCCAUUUUUGAAUCUGUGUUUGAAAUUCACUGCUCGUCUGAGGGACCUUACAGAUAAUUGUAUGUGUGAGGAACAGAGAUUAAGUAGUUAUUCAAAAACCAUGUUAAACACAAUUAUUGCACACAAAGUGAGUCAAUGCAACUUAUUAUGUGACUUGUUAAGCACAUUUCUACUCCUGAACUUAUUUAGGCUUGCCUUAACAAAGGGGUUGAAUACUUAUUGACUCAAGACAUUUCAGCUUUACAUUUUUAUGAUUUUGUAAACAUUUCUAAAAACACAAUUUCACUUUGACAUUAUAGGGUAUUGUGUGUAGGCAAGUGACAGAAAAUCUCAACGUCGUCCAUUUUAAAUUCCGGCUGUAACACAACAAAACUUUCUGAAGGCACGGUACAGUAUGCCUCAGCAAAAGGCUGGUUUCCACUAGAUAGCACAAGCACAAAGUCCAAAUUGGCAAUCGUAAAAAUACAUGGGGGGAAAAAAUGUGCUUCUUGGUCUUAAUUUAAGGUCAGGAUUAGGUUUAUGCUUAAGGUUAGCAGUGUGGUUAAAGUUAGAAUUAAGGUAUAAAAUCACUUUUUAAGAUGAGAAUUUGUAAAAAAUAAAAUAAAAAAAUAGGGGGGGGGGUAUUAUUUUGUGGCUGUGGUAAAUAGUGACAACCGCUUUCAUUGAGCAGUAGACUACACGAGCCAGUCGAGCUCCUGAAUAGCUAACUAGCAUGCUAAAACAUUAGCCUGUCUUCUCCAGUUAAACUUCUAAAUGUCUUAGUGGUUUUAGCAUGCUAAGCCUUUAGCUUGUCAGGGAGGGAAAGACGUGCAUGGGUUCUAAGGAGGGGGGCUAACAUUCUAUUGAAAUUGUGAAACCCUUUCAAAUCGUUUUUAUUGUGUUCAUAUUUCUUUCCCAUGUUUUUUGUGGCUGUGUUAUGAAAGGCCUUGUUUCUUGAUGUCAGUGCUAAGAGCUUUCCCGUUACUAGCAGUUUCCUAAUCGCAGCAUAACCUGCCCGGACUUCACACUCAUUUGACAAGAUGUCAUACGAAACAAAAUGGUCAUAUGAAAGGGAAAAAAAUAGACUGCAUAAAGGCUAGUUUGAGCAUUCAGUCGACCGCAAGGAAAAUAAAGCUCUGAGCAAUGUGCUCACAUUAGGAGCCAUUUGAGAUUUUUUUCCCCCUCUUUUCCUUAUUUUUUUGCACGGAUUAAUUCCCACAUUCACAGUGUGUGCCUAGAGCAUGCUUGUCCCUUCCAUGUCUGAGCAGUAAGCAGAUGCGAGAGAAAUGGUCGCUUUCCCCCACAAGGAAACCGUACCCAGUGGAAUACAUUGAGGGUCUAUGCUGACAACAUGGUGGCUGUCUUAGUAAGGGAAGCCUCCACAUACCCUCCCUUGACCUACUGCUUAUGGCGUGAGUAAAUGCUCGUCAUAACGUCAUGUCUCAAUUAUGCCAUAUCACUGCUGGCAAAACUGUGUGCAGAAUAUCAUGCCUUUCCCAGUGAUCGGAACAGAAGCUUGGGAGGAAUGCAGUGGCUUUGCUUGACUUAUGACUGAAUAGAUGAAGAUUUGCUGUUUUAACAGUCUCCCAACGUGGUGCAUGAUGAGUCGGUUUGUUGCAACCCUCGUCUUAGAAGCCUCACAGGCCCAAGUUUCAUCAAUUUCAUCUAUUCAUACGGUGCAAUGUUCAUGAGAGUUGCCUGGGAGAAGUGUGCAUAUUCAUGAAAUGUGAUGAGUCCUAUUCAGUUAAUAUGUAAGAUUGGGGUGGUAAGUUACACAGAGGCACACUGUUCCCUACAUAGUGUACUAGUUUUGACUGGAGCCCUAUGGGCCCUGGUCAAAAGUAGUGCACUACAUUGGAAUAGGGAAUAGGAUACCAUUUGGGAUGCAGAGAGAAACAGAAAGGGUACCGUGUUCAUGAAGGAGUGUAUUUGCCAUAGCUUUGGCUUCAUAUACACUAGAGAUCCCCACUGUGGAAAAUCCAGCACUGCCAAAGGCACUGAUUUGCUUUUUCUAGUAAAAAAUCUCCCUUUGUAUUCUGUUUCACCAUUACACAGUAAGAAACACACUAUUUUCUUAACACUCGAUGUGUUGUGAGCCCACACCCAAGGUGUUUCAUUUGUAACCCCAAUUCCAUAAGUUACGUGUGAGUCUGCGUUAAGUGCAAUGCUUCUGUUUUUGUUUUUUACAACAACUGUUACAGAAUGGUGACUGAAUACUCAGUUUUGUUGUAUUGUUUUUGUAUUUAACAAAUAAAAAUAUAUCUUUCCUAGUCAAGUGAAAUUAUAGUUCAGCUUGUACAGAAUGAAAUCUUGAUUUUUCCCUGGUAGCCAACUCUUAAAACAAGUCCAUAGUUACAUUUACCUUUUACUGCAGUGGGCUAAUUCAGGGUCAUGCAGAGUGUUUCUUGGUAGUUUUAAAGUAAUACUACUUUGAAACAAUAGUAUACACCUGUUCCAAAUCAGAUAUAGAGUUGUAUAACAUUUUGAAUCUGCAUCCUAAUAUUAACUUUAUAUACAUCAGAGAAAACUGAAAUAUUAAAUAAAAAAUGCUCGAAUAGAAACACCGAGUUUUGGCAUGAAAAAAAUAAAGACGUUUAUUAAUUAUGAAUAAUGAAUAAAUUAUGAAUAAUAUUUAUAACAUUCCACCCAUGAGGCCACUAGGUAAUUUGACUGCAGGAAGUCCAAAAAUUGAAAAUUGUGAUAACACAUACUAGAAUGUCAUUUUAUGCAUUUUGGAAAUUAAUAUAUCAUAGAUUGACUGUAUUUGAUUUGAAAUUGAAGAUGGAUAUCUCAUUCUUGAUUUACUGGUACAAUGAAAUCAGAGACUAAAGCUACUUUCCCCAUUUGUGAUUAUUGCAUUUUCCCCUGUAGCCUGGUCCCAGAUCUGUUAGUGCUGAAUAGCCAACUCUCAGCUAAGCAGCACAAACAGAUCUGGGACCAAGCUAUUUCCCUUGUGCUGUUGGGUGAUAAAUGUGUGCUGUGUAUGCAUAGAGAGUAGCAACAGUGUUGCAGGUGGCAACAGUAACCUGUAAAGGGACUGGACCACCAGUGGUAUUAAAGGAUCCCCUGACUGGGCCAAACCAUCUCAUGCUCACCCUGUAUUUUUGGUAUUCUUACUUGAGAUCUGCACUACGGUUUCCAUAUUAAGUACAUGCUUAACUAAUACGUCUCUUAUCGACAUGAAAGUUAAAUUAUUGUUAGGAAAGUCUGAAUUGUGCAAGUCAUUGAGGAGACAGAGGCUUGCAAAACUAUUAGGUGCCAUUCAUUUGGUGUCAAUUGAUUACUAGCUCAAUCAGGAAGAGAGUGAAUGUUUGGAUCAACGUUCACACUUGUUGAUGGUGCACUUUAACUUUCUAUUAUUCUGCUAAGCUACGGAAUGGUUUGAUUUGAAUUUCAUGAAUGCUGCCUUGCCACAGAAAGCGAGUGAAUGACUUCCAAAUAGUACAAUGCUGCCACAUAAAUAAAUACAUUUUGUUAGUCCUUCAUAUUGUAAUUUGUAAAAUGAUGACAUGAUGAAUAAAGAAAAUAUAAAGUAACAAUGUUGCCGUGAUGUAUGAUACCAUGGCCCUGCCUACCCUCGACCUUCACCUUGACUGGGUUUUUAUUGGCUUGAAAAAUAUAUUUGUAGCAUCUUUACGUUUAUUUUUAUCCAUAAGGAAUAAACAUUUGAAUGGUUAUGCA